Molecule: messenger RNA, 1643 nt
Organism: Polistes dominula (European paper wasp)
Lineage: Eukaryota; Metazoa; Arthropoda; Insecta; Hymenoptera; Vespidae
Gene: Pdss2
Product: Decaprenyl diphosphate synthase subunit 2
Biological process (GO): ubiquinone biosynthetic process; isoprenoid biosynthetic process
Cellular component (GO): transferase complex; mitochondrion
Molecular function (GO): prenyltransferase activity
Source: RefSeq, a predicted model, not a curated record
CUUUUUUGUUGUGCUUUUUCGAACACUGCGUUCCACAGUGUCGCUUUUUGGUAUAAUUGGAAAGCGCGCCAUCUAUCAAAGAUACGAAUAUAGCCUCCACACUGACCUUAUUGAAAUCGAGGAUAAAAUGUGAAAGUUAAAUCACGUCAAGCAUGUUUUUACGUAGAAUACUUGUUGCAUAUGUGAUAAGCGUGAAAUAGAGAAGAAAGUUUAUCUUUAAUUAUUGAAAAUAAGCGAAGCUCGAAGAUGUCGAAGAAUAAGUUUGCUUUAACUUUGCUCAAAAACGAUUAUAUUAUGAAAAGUUUAUGUCGCAAUAAGUAUAAUGUUGUGUUAACUAUCAAGAAGAAUAUCCAUUCUUCUAGAGAAAAAUAUAUUCGUUUAGAUGAACGUUGUAUGUUAGCUGCCAAACCAAUAGUAAGUCAAAAACCAGAUUGGAAUAAAGCCGUUUCUGAAGCUGAGAAAAUAGUGGGCUAUCCAACAUCUUUUUUAAGUUUACGAUGGUUACUUAGCGAUGAAAUUGCCAAUGUGGCUUUACACUUGAGAAAAUUAGUUGGAUCUAAUCAUCCUUUGUUAUCCAUAGCCAAAGAUUUGAUAUACAAUGGUCGUCAUAAUAUGCAAGCUUGGGGUUUAAUUGUAUUAUUAAUAUCUAAAGCUGCUGGUCAUUUAAAUGUAAAUGACAUGGAAGAAGAUAAAGCUGCUGGCGUUUUACAUAGUCAACGAGCAUUAGCAGAAAUUACUGAAAUGAUACGUACAAGUCACCUUAUGCAUAAAAGUAUUGUACAUAUCAGUCCUGAUAUGUAUCCAGAAAUAUGCCAGUCUCAUGAUAUAUCAUUUGGUAAUAAAAUAGCUCUAUUAAGCGGUGAUUACUUGCUCUGUAAUAGUUGCGUUGAAUUGGCAAGUCUCAGGAAUCAAGAUAUAGUUGAAUUGAUGUCUAUUGCUAUAAAAGAUGUGGUUGAAUCAGAAUUCCUUGGACGUCGAGAUAAGCAAAAUAAUCCAUUACCACGUAUACCCCCAUCUAAUCGUAAAGGCUAUGCCGUCAAAGAAUGGACAUUGAAAAAUGUAUUAAGCGCUGGUAGUUUACUUGGAAAAUCUUGUCAAGGUACAUUAAAACUAGCUGGUCAUAACGCUGACAUUCAAAACCAUGGCCACGAAUUUGGAAAACAUUUGGCAUUAGCUUGGCAAGCAUGUUUGGAUGUAGGAAUUUUUACCGCUAAAGAAUCAGCUGCAUCCUUUAAUUUAUGUUCCGCCCCUGUUAUGUUUCACAUAGAACAUGAUCCAUCUAUUUUAACAGAAAUAGAUAAAGGUUUGGAAUCGGUAGAUAAUGUAGAUUAUGCAAAGGUACGCAGCAUUGUAAGUCAAGGUCCUGGCAUUGAACUUACGAAACAAUUACAGAAGAAACAUUCUCAAAAAGCGACCGAAGUUCUUGACGUAUUUCAAGAAAGCGAUGCUAGGAAAGCAUUGUGCAAUAUCGUAGCAGCGAUAGGAGAUUUUUAACUCUAAAUUCAAUGUUAAUGAACUGAUACGUGUGUAACUUUGAUAAGAUUGCCCAAAAUCAGUUCACAAACUCCGUCCAAUUUUUUAAUAUGUUAAACUAAAUAAUACAUACUUACAUGGGGCUAGAAAUGAAUUAUUUAUAUACAUAA